Messenger RNA from Staurois parvus, 301 nucleotides. The record is from the annotation of a GenBank genome assembly. NCBI's taxonomy places the organism in Eukaryota, Metazoa, Chordata, Amphibia, Anura, Ranidae.
CUACAGGCAGAAUGGGACAUUGAUGUGGCCCAGGCAAAUAGGGCUCAGGCCCAAAGAGACGUGCCAAGGAUACCUGCACUGUAUGCCACCCUCUCCAGGCAAGGCUCGACCGACCCCCGCGAUGCUGCUGUGGGGGCAUAUAACAGCCUGAAAGCCAAGUUGGAGACCGGUGGCAGCAGCAAGCCAGCAAGACUGCAUCUCCUCAGUCUCUCCCCCCCCCUCCUCUCCUUCCAUCGCACAAGGAGCUUCCCCCCUCAUCAACACAUAGAUGCCCGAGAUGUUUGCCAUCAACUGCCACCAU